Messenger RNA from Ruditapes philippinarum (Manila clam), 3008 nucleotides. RefSeq lists its product as uncharacterized. Bases 1259 to 2746 code for a protein of 495 amino acids. The transcript has 3 exons. The record is from RefSeq and is a predicted model, not a curated record. NCBI's taxonomy places the organism in Eukaryota, Metazoa, Mollusca, Bivalvia, Venerida, Veneridae.
GACAUAAACCCAACACACAAAAAAACCAUUAAACUGUAUAAUUGAUGUUACGACAUAAACAAGGUUUUUUAUUGAAUUAAACAAUAUAUUUGAAAUAAUAAGUAAAUGUAGCAACAUUUAUAUAUAACAAAAACACAUUGAGUUGCUCCUAGUAGUAAUAAACGUCUGAUAUAUCGUCGAAUAAAUUUGGAAAUUAUAUGUAUACAUGUAAUGCGAUAUUUUUCAGGAUGUUAACUGGAUUUAACCAUAAAUACAAUCCGCUUAUGUUUGACAUUUAUUUCACGUCAUAUACAAAGGUUAAAAUUCCAGCAAAAGUCUACAUAUUUUCUGAUCACCCCUCGAAUACAUGUUUUCUGAAUUUAAGUCAACCCUUUACCUCAUAUAUACGCGAAACAACACACUUUCGACCCCCCCCCUUUUUUUAGGCCUGAAAUAGUGAAAAAUGUCCUAUUUGGGCCCCAAACACAUGUUUUCGUUUGAGAAAUGUUGCUAAAAAAGUGAGCACUUUUUCGGCGCCGCCCCCCAUCCAAAAGAUACAUCAGAAGGUUGCCAGAAGGGUGAUGUGCCCCCUUCUGUUUGGGGGGUUUGAAGGGGGCGGAGUCCCCCUCAUCGUCAAGAAAAUUUUGGACUUGUGAGAGGCUUAAAAUGACCCCAGGUCGAUCAUAAGGUAACGUGUAACCAACGCUGAAAAGCCUUUGACUCUAUUCCAAUCCCUUGAGAAGCUGCAGCACUUUGAAAUAAAUUUUGAUGGAAAAAAUCGAGGCAAAAUAGUGAUUUUUGGCAAUUUUGAGAUGUCCCCUCGUUGCCAUGGUAACAGGAAAUUAAAGACUGAGCAUGUCGUUACAAAGGCAAUGGUCCAGUCAACAUUUGUGCCAAGUUUGAUUAGUAUUUAAGCAUUUUUCAUAGUUUCAUAGCAGUUAGAACUUGUAAGAGGAUGCUUUUCAGUGAAAAUGGCCAUUUUUCACAAUAUGCUCAUGGGGGAAAGGGUUAAAUAUUGUUUACCCAUUUAAGCAAAACAAUAAAUUGUAUGUAUAAGUUGCACUGCACUAGAAGUUUUUGUGUAUUUAACAGACAUUUGUAACAUUUCGCAACAAGAGUAUUAUGUAUUUUAGAGAUUCUGGAGUCCAAUUACAAUGGUGAAGAUUCAACCGAAAUAAACAAACCUCAUGAUGACGAUGAACUCUGGCUACGGACAAUAGAAGACAUUAGAAAAUUAAUUGAAUCGGGAAAGCUGCCAAGCCAAAGUGUACUUGACGAAAUGUGUCAGCAUUUCGGGAGGAACUCCGAAGAGAUAUUUGUCACAUGUAAGGCAAUUUGUGAACAAAUCAAAUCGAAACAUGUCGCUAUUGCAUAUGUUUGGGCUGCUUAUACAAUUCAAAACAAGGAUAGAAUAAGUUUUGUAAUUAUUCAAAAGCGCCAAUCAGAAGGUGACAAUAGUAAAGAGCCUCUACAUUUAGAAUUUGCAUAUUCAUUCGUCAUCCAAUACGUUGGCGAUUUUAGCACAGAAGGCUCUGAGGUAAUAAGGAAACAGACGUCAGUUUCAGAAGGAUUAGAUGAAAUGUCCUAUCAAACACUUUAUAGCUGUAUUUCAAACCACUCUGAGGAUUUGAUGAAAAGACACAAAUUCUUAUCCAUUAUAUCUGCAUGCUCAAAUCGAUCAAAAGGAUUUGGUGUUUCAUGGAAUUUGCUGCCAGAAAAAUGUAUUGUCUUUUACGUCCAGAAAAAGAAUUACAUUCCAAUCGAUGAAGAACCUUUUGAAAAGUAUUAUGACGGUAUUGCUGUCGAUGUAAGAGAAGGAGUCUUUAUUCCCUAUGGACGUACAGCUAGAGUAAAGCUUGAUCCUGUAAAGAUGGGUUGUCAAAUACGAGGCGAUAUUUAUAAUAGUCAAUAUGUCGAAGGUACCCUUGGCUGUUUUGUAGACCAUCCUCAAUUUGGAGUUUGUGGAUUAACAUGUGCACAUGUUCUUUUAAGCCCAGAUGAGUUGCAGCAAUUAAAAACAACUUAUAGCGGUUCCUUGAAGUGGCCAUUGCACGAUAUGCACAAAAAUGUUUUUCAGCCUGCCGAUCUGAAUUCUUCUUCAAUAGGACACACCGUUCAAUUUAUCUACGAAGAAGGUUCUAGCUCAAAAUCUGGAAUGGAAGUGGCUCUGUUCAAAAUCACAGACAGACAACCCAAGUCUGCCGAUUUUCCUGUUCCGACAAUUAUUUCGGCAUCAAGCGUAAAAAAUAUUCAGUACGACGGUUGGCGCUUAUGUAGCACAAACAGGCUUAAUAACAAGAAGAAUAUCGUGACAAAAUUUGGAUCCAAAACCGAGUUUCGUCAUGGAACUUUAACGUUUGACAAUACCGCAGUUAAAAGUCUUGAAAGCUAUCCACUUUCUUUUGGAUAUGCAGUUAUAAAACUUUUCAAGCAAAUUGAAGUUAAAGCAUAUGACCUGGCGUUUGCUGGCCAUGGCGAUUCAGGGGCCCUUGUGUUUCUUGCUGACAACAAUUCUCAACAUACAUGUAUAGGGAUUGUAGAAGGAGGUACGUCUUACGGGACGGCUGUCGUCACUCCAAUAGUUCCUAUUUUGGAAGAAUUGAAAGUGCAUUGUUUAAAAAGUUUUGAUUCAGAAACAAAUUUGACAAAUAUAGAAAACCAAAUUCAAAGCAUGCAUGGUGAUAUUCAAACCAUUAAAUGUAACUUACAAAAGAUUGAUAAUAGUCUUCAGAUGAUCGCACAAUCUCUUUCUAAUAAUCAACAAUAGCAAAUUAUCAAUUUAAACAGAUUUGCGUUUUAAAGAUCUACAGGUAUACAUUAAUAUAAUUGUUUAUUAUUGAAAUACGCCAGUAAAAUAAUUAUAUUUACCUUUAUAUCUUUCUUGUUCCAAGGGAAGUUAAUACAGAACAUAUUUACAUAUUAUACUUCAUCAGCUUUAAUUGUAAGAGUUAAUUAACUAUUUGAAGUCUGAGUUGUUUGUAACAAUUCUCAUACUAAUUUGCUUUUGCAGAAACGGUUCCGCAUUUACA